This is a messenger RNA of Verticillium dahliae VdLs.17, 1491 nucleotides long. RefSeq names its product pantothenate transporter liz1. Bases 1 to 1491 code for a protein of 496 amino acids. NCBI's taxonomy places the organism in Eukaryota, Fungi, Ascomycota, Sordariomycetes, Glomerellales, Plectosphaerellaceae. The transcript is spliced from 2 exons. Gene Ontology annotation, molecular function: transmembrane transporter activity. Gene Ontology annotation, cellular component: membrane. Gene Ontology annotation, biological process: transmembrane transport. The record is from RefSeq and is a predicted model, not a curated record.
AUGGCUGAGACGGUGCAGCGGUCGGGCGAGGAUGAGACUCGCGAAAAUGCCUGGAUUCGCUUGAUGACUGUGGUGCACUGGUAUCCCCGGGACAUGCCCUCCAAGGAGAAGAAGCUCGUGCUCAAACUCGACCUCAUGAUCCUCGUCUACGGCUGUCUAUGCUUCUUCACAAAGUAUCUGGACCAGGCUUCGCUGACCAACGCCUACGUGACCGGCAUGCGGGAGGAACUGGGAAUGUUUGCUAACGAGCUCAACUACGCCGUCAUCACCUUCUGGUCCUCCUACUGCGUCUUCAUGAUCCCCGCCUGCUACUAUCUCACCCGCUACCCCGUCAACGUUGUGCUGCCCCUCUGCGAAAUCGGCUGGGGCACGGCCACCUUUGGACUCGCCUGGGCCCAGAAUGUCGACACAGUCUACGCGAUGCGCUUCUUCGUCGGCCUCUUCGAAGCCUGCUCCUUCACGGGCGUCAUCUACGUCAUCGGCUCAUGGAUGCGCAAGCGCGAGAUUGCGCGCCGCGUUGCCCUCUUCUACAUGGCCGCGCCCCUCGGCACCAUGUUCGCCGGCUACCUGCAGACGGCGGCGUACCGCGGCCUCACCGGCGUCGGCGGCCUCUCGGGCUGGCGCUGGCUCUUCAUCGUCGACGCCAUCAUCACGAUCCCCAUCUCGUUUCUCGGCUUCUUUGUCUUCCCGGACGUGCCGCACCGGUCGCGGCCGCGGUGCCUGUCACCGGACGAGCACGCCUUUGCCCGCGCGCGGCUCGCCGGCCAGACGGCGCCGUCGCAGCUCAAGGUGUCGCGCGACAUAUUUGCGCGCGUCUUCCGCCGCUGGCACUGGUACCUCUUCGUCGCGCUCUGGUCCAUCGGCAACCAGAACAACCAGAUUCCCGGCUCGCCCUUUAGCUUGUACCUACGCGCCAACAAUGACUUGUACAGCGUCACGCGCAUCAACACGCUCCCGACGGUGGCGACGGCCGUCUCCAUCGUCACGGCUUUCACGACGUGCGCCGUCGCCGAUCGCAUAGGGCGUUUCUGGCCGCUGCUGCUGGCCGUGUCGGUGCCGACAGUCGUGGCGCACGCGCUGCUCGUGGCGUGGCAUAUCGGCGAGGCAGGACGCGUCGCGGCCUUUACGAUUGGCGGAUUUGAGGGUGCGCUGUUCCCGCUGACCAUGGCGUGGGCGACGGUGGCCAUGGCGGGGGACGCCGAGGAGAGGGCUGUUGUGACGGCGAGCAUGAAUGCCAUCGGGCAGGCGAUUGUCGCGUGGAGUCAGCUGCUGCAGUUUCCGGCUGUCGAGGCACCGCGGUUCAAGAAGGGGUUCCUCGGUGGGCUCAUUACAUCGGUCGUGCAGUUUGGGGUCAUCUUUGCCAUCAUGUGGUUUGCACACAGGGAGGACGUUACCAAGAGAGCGUCGGAGGAAUACUCUGACGGUCAGCCUGGCGACGAGGAACAACACCGCGAUGAACGACAAAAGGAGGAGAAGAGUAUCGAGGGGUAG